This is a messenger RNA of Fundulus heteroclitus (mummichog), 3675 nucleotides long. It is a transcript of the gene ssh1a, whose product is annotated as slingshot protein phosphatase 1a. Lineage: Eukaryota; Metazoa; Chordata; Actinopteri; Cyprinodontiformes; Fundulidae. Gene Ontology annotation, molecular function: protein tyrosine/serine/threonine phosphatase activity; actin binding. Bases 489 to 3557 code for a protein of 1022 amino acids. Gene Ontology annotation, biological process: protein dephosphorylation; actin cytoskeleton organization; negative regulation of actin filament polymerization. The transcript is spliced from 14 exons. The record is from RefSeq and is a predicted model, not a curated record. Gene Ontology annotation, cellular component: cytoplasm.
AGGUUCUGACCUGAAGUUUAAGGAACGUACAGAGCUGCGUUCACGCUGAUGGGAAGGGACAUCCACCUCCUGAGUUAUGCUUGGUCGUUCGGUUCUUGCUGGCAGACGUCUUUGUGCUUCAAGAGAUUGUGACAGAGACAAGGCAGGCUGGGGGGGACUUAAGGAGACGGGCCAUGUGAGCCCGAGGCUCCGGGUGGAGGCUGCGGCGCUUCCCUGCAGGCAAGGAGGCAGACUCACAAGCAGAGACGCUCAGAUGAGGGGAGGAGGAAGAGGCGAUCAGGGGGGGAGGGGCCUCUAAACAGACGGCGCUGCUCCGCUGAGCAGCCCAAAUGAGUUCAGACUGUCAGUCAGUCUGUCACUCAGACCCGCCGGGACCGACCUGAAGCUGUAUUUACGCCUUUUUUUUCCCCCCCGCCCCUCCUCAACUGUUUGUGGAUGUGGAUGAAGAGGAGAGCCCAGCAGACCUAGGUGAUACUCGGCUGAACAGGAUGCAUCUGGUCGUAGAGCCCUUUCAGGAGGCUGCGAUGAAGAUGCUACCUUAUUUCGUGGAGAAUGCCGUGUUGACCCAAAACGAGAUCAACCGCAUUUUGAGCGAGAGCUUCUUCAUGGUGAAAGGCGCCGCUCUCUUCUUGCAGCAAGGGAGCAGCCAGCAGGGCCAAAAAGCACAUCCGCCUCACAAACAUGCAGGUGACCUUCCUCAACACCUGCAGGUGAUGAUAAACAUUCUCCGCUCAGAGGACAGAAUCAAACUGGCAGUGCGCCUGGAGAGCGCGUGGUCGGACCGGGUGCGGUACAUGGUGGUGGUGUAUACUAGCGGCCGACAGGACACGGAGGAGAACAUCCUUCUGGGGAUCGACUUCACCAACAAAGACUGUAAAAGCUGUUCAAUCGGCAUGGUGCUACCUCUUUGGAGCGAUACCAAGAUCCAUCUGGAUGGAGACGGGGGCUUCACAGUGAACACAGCAGGUCGGACUCAUGUCUUCAAACCUGUGUCAGUGCAGGCUAUGUGGUCGGCGUUGCAGGUGCUGCACAAGGCUUGCGAGGUGUCCCGCAGGUUUAACUACUUCCCCGGGUGCAUGGCCCUCACCUGGAUGGGAUACUACGAGAGCUGCAUCGCGUCCGAGCAGAGCUGCAUCAACGAGUGGAACGCCAUGAAGGACUUAGAGACCACUCGGCCAGACUCACCCAUCAUGUUUGUCGACAAGCCUUCAGAGAGGGAAAGGACAGAGUGCCUUAUUAAAUCCAAACUUAGAAGCAUUAUGACGUCCCAGGACCUUGAGAACGUCACCUGCAAACAGAUCCGGACUGAGUUGGAGCGGCACAUGAACUGCAACCUGAAAGAGUAUAAGGAGUUCAUUGACAACGAGAUGCUGCUGAUCCUCGGCCAGAUGGACAAAGCCACUCUGAUUUUUGACCACGUCUACCUGGGAUCUGAGUGGAACGCAUCUAAUUUGGAGGAGCUGCAGGAGACGGGGGUGGGCUACAUCCUCAACGUUACCAGGGAGAUAGACAACUUCUUCCCAGGGACCUUCUGUUACCACAACAUCCGCGUCUACGACGAGGACGCCACGGACCUGCUCGCCCACUGGAACGACACGUAUAACUUCAUCAUGAAAGCAAAAAAGAACGACUCCAAGUGUCUCGUCCACUGCAAGAUGGGCGUCAGCCGCUCCGCCUCCACCGUCAUCGCGUACGCCAUGAAGGAGUACGGCUGGUCUCUGGAGAAAGCGUACAACUUUGUGAAGCAGAAGAGGAACAUCACCCGACCCAACGCGGGCUUCAUGAGGCAGCUGGCGGAGUACGAGGGCAUCUUAGACGCCAGUAAACAGCGGCACAACAAGCUGUGGCACCCGGAUGCAGACUGUGAGAUGGCGGAGGGUCAGCAGGGGUCGGUGCAGUGCUGUGGAGGGCAGGAUGGAGGGGAUCCCAGCGCGGAGUCCGGGAUGUCCCCCUGCUGCGAGGAGGCGUCGUCUGACAAAGGUGCAGCGUGCCCCUCCCCAUGCAGGACCGUCGCCCUAGACAUCGACCCCGCCUACAAUAACUACUACUUCCGCCGGCUGUCUGACUCUGCCCUCGACAGCGAGCCGUCGACGCCCGUGCGCGGCCCUCCUCUCCUCGGCAUGGAAAAAGUCUUCAUAGAAAUUGAGGACGUGGAGAGAGACGCGCUGCUGGACGACGAGGCCUUCGACGGACGGGAGGGCCUGCCGCUGCCCCACUUCGGACCCACGGCGGAGGGCACCGCCGCCCAGACCUGCAGCCGCGGGCCGGAGCCCCUGGAGGAGCUGCGGCUGAGGCUGGAGUUCAACACCGUGGCGGAGGAGGACGAGGAGGACGUGCGGAAGGAGGAGGCAGAGAUGGAGGUGUUGAUGCAGCCAGAUGACAGAGGGGGCGGGGAAGGAGGCGGCGCCGAGAGCCACGACGUGGAGGUGGAGGGGGAUCCGGAGGGGAUCGGGAUGGAUCUGGCCUCCCUCAAUGAAAAUUCAAACAACAACAACCAUUUGAGCCUUCUGCAGAACCACCAUGACAGAGCUUCUAGCUUCCUUCUUCAAAGCGAGGCUUCGGUGCCUCCUUCCGCUCCAGCCUCUGAGCUUUGCCUUAACGCCUGCCCUCCCCCUGAAGUCCAGAGUGCUUCGUCGCCCCGCUCUCAAACCGAAGGCCUCUCGGCUCCGGUGGGACUGCCGAGCCCUCGCGGUCCACUGUGUGACUGUGCCAACUGUGCAGCCGCCGCUCUGCUCUCCGCAGAGGAGGAGCGGCCGUGUGGCAAAUCGCUGCGGUCGGCGGAGGACAGCGGUCAUUUGUUCCAGGCGGAGACCGAGCUGCGAGACGCACGCUCUGGAUCGGCCUCCGACGUUCUCCCCGAGCUGAUGAGGGCGGACUUCGAGGAAGAGGCACCUGCAGUCGCUUGUCGUCUUGGCCAACAGCAGGAGAGCCUUUCGCAGCUGCGUCGGUCCGGGCUGGUCCGGCGUCGUGCCGAGAGGCUCGAGAGACUCACGGGGAUGUCCCCGCAGGACUGCCAGAGGUCUAAGAGCAGCUCCUCUCACGCCGAGGGGAAGGAGGAUCUCUCCAGCUUUACGGGGGAUUUUGCUAAAACGUCGACCCCUUGCCAAGUGCGGUUAGAGCCAACGGUAGUGCCACUGACCAACGAAGCCUUGCUGGGGGUGGUGGGCUCAGGGCCGCUCACGCCCGCCUCCUCGCCUCACGGCUCCGCCCUGACGCGCAGCUCCAGCACCGACAGUCUGCGCAGCGUCCGGGGCAAACCGGGCCUGGUGCGUCAGAGGGCGCAGGAGAUCGAGACCCGCAUGCGGCUGGCAGGUCUAACCGUGCCCUCCAGGCUGAAGAGGUCCAACUCGCUGGCCAAGUUGGGCAGCCUCAACCUCUCCUCCGAUGACCUGUGCUCGGCCUGUUCCUCAGACGCAGGGACGCUGCUGCUCCUCUCGCUGUCCCCCGAGCCGGACCCGGGCCCGGAGUGGGACUCGCCGACCGCCUCGACGUCGUCCAAACCCUUCAAGGACCUGCGCACCCCGGAGAGAGCUCUUCCAGGCGAGCCCCGGAGCUGACAAAUCAAGUGGAAGUCGUGUAUUUGUACGCGGCGCUCGCCCUCCCUCCUGUCCCUCCGUGGGGCUGGGAGCACUGAGCUAUAUAAUACACUGGAGUGCUGAUUUUGCCGACAAACUG